CUAGGCUGAUAACCUGAGAUUGCCUAAUGGGGCACGCGAUUACAUCGCUCAUCAAUCAAAGAAGCUGGACUCUAUCACCUUCACCUGAACAAUCCAGCAUGUCCCUCAAAUCCAGACCAGCUGUAUUUGCUGCCAAGUCGUGGUAUUCAGCAGAUGGCGACACCCUCGAUACCGAGCUCUCGAAUUGGCUGGCUGGUGUUAAGCCUACUGACGAGGACGACUUUGCGCCGCCAGUCACAGGGUGCAAAGCGAUCAUCGCCCCCCACGCUGGUUACUUUUACUCUGGCCCUGCAGCUGCCUGGGCAUACAAGAGCAUAUCUACCACUGGAAUCUCCCGAGUGUUUAUCCUAGGCCCAUCGCACGCUUUCCAUCUAGGUGGAUGUGCACUCUCGAAAUGCGAGACUUACGAAACGCCACUAGGCAAUCUCACAUUAGACAGAGAAGUCAUUGAAGAACUCUACAAGACCAAACAAUUCGAGUACCUCCAACCACGCAGGGACCAAGGCGAGCACAGUAUCGAGAUGCACCUGCCCUACGUAUACAAAGUGUUCGAGGGGUGUAUCGAUAAUAUCAAGAUCGUGCCGAUCAUGGUCGGGGCUAUCGAUCAGGAGCAGGAAGAAGAGUAUGGGAAGAUUUUAGCGCCGUACCUCGAGAGGGACGAUACGAUCUUUGUCAUAUCUUCUGAUUUUUGUCAUUGGGGCCACUCGCAUUAUGGAUACACAUUUUAUUAUCCCGAGACGAUCCCUAGCGACGUCCCGGGUGUUAAUCUACGCCGUAGCGGUCCGCGUCCCUCGCCCUCCCGACCCAUCCACGCGUCCAUUUCAGAUCUUGACCACGAAGCGAUGGACAUCCUCGCUCAACAGCCCGCGUCUACCGCGCACUCCAAUUUUGUGACGUACCUGGAGCGCACGCACAAUACGAUUUGUGGACGACAUCCCAUAGGCGUGUUGAUGGGUGCACUUGGUGCGCUGGAAGAGAAAGGCAAACAGGCAAAAAUGAAGUGGGUGCGGUAUGAGCAGAGCAAUCGAUGUGUGUCGUUUGAUGAUUGGAGCGUGAGUUAUGCGAGUGCGUAUGUUACUUUUUAGAGGGGUUGGAUGACAAGCGAUGUUCAACGCACACGAUCGACGAGCAAUAAUCACAGACGAUGUAUAACACAAC
Suillus clintonianus is the source of this 1158-nucleotide messenger RNA. RefSeq names its product MEMO1 family. The record is from RefSeq and is a predicted model, not a curated record. NCBI's taxonomy places the organism in Eukaryota, Fungi, Basidiomycota, Agaricomycetes, Boletales, Suillaceae. The transcript has 8 exons. Bases 27 to 1085 code for a protein of 352 amino acids.